Elaeis guineensis (African oil palm) is the source of this 2808-nucleotide messenger RNA. RefSeq names its product nucleobase-ascorbate transporter 11. Gene Ontology annotation, cellular component: membrane. Gene Ontology annotation, molecular function: transmembrane transporter activity. Gene Ontology annotation, biological process: transmembrane transport. NCBI's taxonomy places the organism in Eukaryota, Viridiplantae, Streptophyta, Magnoliopsida, Arecales, Arecaceae. The record is from RefSeq and is a predicted model, not a curated record.
GAGCGAAAUGACGCCCCACUUCCCACUACCACUACCACCAGAAAAACCAAAAAAAUCCCUCGAAUCCUCGCUUCCUUCUCUUCUACUCUUCUCCCACUCUCCCCUCCGCGAUUCCUCCGUUCUCCUUUCUGAGCUUGAUCUCACUCGCCCUCGUCAAUGGAGUCUGGGUCGAGCUCGGAAGGCUUCGGGAAGAGAGAGGAGAGGCCGAAGGGGCGGCAGAAGCUGGGGCCAUGGCCGCCGCUGAUCGAGCCCUUCGUGCCUCGCACUGAUCACAACCCCAAAGAGCUGAAAUCCUGGGCCAGAAGGACCGGCUUCAACCCCAAUGUCUCCGGCGAGACGACGGUGAGUAGCAUCGACGAGAGGGAUCCUGUGGAGAGGAACGAAGCUCCGGUGGCCGCCUCCGCCGCCGCUGGUGGCGGUCGGUGGGAUUUGGAGAAGGGUCUCGGUCGCCGGGGAGAAGCGUUGAGUAAAAGAGCGGAGAUCGGGGCGAUAUUGGGCAGGAGAAGGACCGGGAUUGAGAACAGGGGGGUCGAGAUCAAUCCGGUGCCGAGAACUAACGGUGAUCCCGAGAGUUUGGGUUUUAAGGAUGGCGAAGGGAGGGUUGAGAAGGAGAAGAAGAGGAUUAAGGUUGAACCGGUGAUGAGAUUGAAGGAUGAGGUGAGGGGUAUAGAGGAGGAGCCUCCGGUGAGAGCUAAGAAUGAUGGGUUGAAUGGUAAUGGCCGUGGAAAUGGGGGACCGGCAGUUGCUCCGGUGUCAAUUGACGAAGAUUGGAAGAAGGAUGAGAGGAAAGGCGAAAGGGAAGUGGAGAUUGACAUGUUUCCUGAAUCUCCCAAGCCAGAUCAACCAUCGACAUAUAGACCUGGAGGGCUUAAGUGUGGCAUUACAGAGAAUCCGGGUGUCGCUGCCCUCAUCUUUUAUGGUAUGCAGCAUUAUUUAUCAUUGGCUGGUUCGCUUGUGUUCAUUCCUUUGAUCAUGGUACCAGCUAUGGGUGGUACUGAUGAGGAGACUGCUUAUGUCAUUUCUACAAUGCUACUAGUUUCUGGUGUUACGACAAUAAUGCAUUCCUUUUUUGGUACCAGGCUUCCAUUGGUUCAAGGAAGCUCCUUUGUGUAUCUGGCUCCUGCUUUGGUAAUCAUAAACUCUGAAGAGUUUCGAAAUCUCAGUCAAAAUAAGUUUAAGCACAUUAUGAGGGAACUACAAGGGGCCAUAAUUGUUGGUUCAAUUUUUCAGACAAUCUUGGGAUACAGUGGCCUUAUGUCACUUCUUCUAAGGUUAAUAAAUCCAGUGGUAGUUGCACCCACUGUUGCCACAAUUGGUUUGGCAUUUUUCAGCUAUGGAUUUCCUCAAGCUGGAGCUUGUGUGGAGAUCAGCAUUCCCCUGAUUUUAUUAAUUCUUAUUUUCACUCUGUACCUUCGAAGAAUUUCUUUUUUUGGGAAUCGUGUAUUCCUUAUUUAUGCGGUUCCCCUAAGUGUUGUGAUUGUAUGGGCAUAUGCCUUCUUUUUGACAGCUGGUGGGGCUUACAACUUUAAAAGCUGCAGCUCAAAUAUACCUAGUUCAAACAUCUUAUUGGAUGCUUGCAGGAGACAUGCAGAUACUAUGAAGCAUUGCCGGACUGAUGUUUCUAAUGCAUGGAAAACUGCUGCUUGGGUUAGGGUUCCUUAUCCAUUCCAGUGGGGUUCCCCAACUUUGAGUUUCAAGACAUCUUUCAUUAUGAUCAUUGUAGCAUUGGUUGCAUCAGUUGAUUCAGUUGGGUCAUAUCAUGCUACAUCCAUACUAGUCAACUUAAGGCCCCCGACACCUGGAAUUGUUAGCAGGGGAAUAGCCAUGGAAGGGGUUUCAAGUAUUCUGGCUGGACUCUGGGGUACAGGAACUGGAUCAACUACACUGACUGAAAAUAUACACACCAUUGAUGUUACUAGAAUGGCAAGCAGAAAAGCUUUGCAACUUGGAGCAGCCUUAUUGAUCCUCUUUUCUUUUGUAGGAAAAAUUGGUGCGCUUCUUGCUUCUAUCCCACUUGCUUUGGCUGCUUCUGUUCUUUGCUUCACAUGGGCUCUGAUUGUAACACUUGGCCUAUCAACUAUGCAAUAUACUCAAACUGCAAGCUCCAGGAACAUCAUCAUUGUUGGGUUUACCUUGUUCAUCUCUCUUUCGAUUCCUGCAUAUUUUCAACAGUAUGAACCCACUUCCAGACUCAUUCUUCCCAGUUAUUUGGUGCCUUACACGGCAGGAUCAAAUGGACCAGUCCAUACGGGCAGCAAAGGGCUAAAUUUCGCGUUGAAUGCUCUUUUAUCACUUAACAUGGUGGUGGCACUCCUCGUGGCCUUCGUGCUUGACAACACAGUUCCUGGUAGCAGGCAAGAGAGAGGGGUCUAUAUCUGGUCAGAUUCUAGUAGACCAGACGUGGAUCCAUCUUUUCUUGGACCCUACUUGUUGCCGGAAAAAAUAGGGCGCUUCUUCGGGUGGGCUAAAUGUGUUGGUUCAUAAUUCAAUAUUAUGUCAAACCUAAGGCAUUGAUCAUGCAUUUGCAGCAUCGUUGUUGCUAUAUUGUAGCAUCAUUCUAUUAGACAAUUUUGUUCAGGGGGCUAUUUUUCAUUUUAUUUACACUUUUCCAUUUAUCUUUACAUACGGAAGCUGAGAAGGGAUAGAGGAUACACGCUUAAUUUUAUACUACACUGCUGUUGCUUCCAUGUUCGGAACUUUGUCUGCACCUUUUGAUUAACAUUGUAUUGCCAAAUUUGUAUAAAACAAUUGGAUUGAUUAUCAUUAAUGUAAUAUCAGACGGUUGCUAGUGGGUUGCGGUUUUCAUAA